GGACCAUAGCUUGGGACUUCGACUCACCAGUAUCACUCCGCCCCUCACGCACAGCUACAGCAUCCAGUCUAUGAGCAUCCAUCAGGUUCCGAACAGUCUCCAAACAACAUGGUGCUUUUGAGGUUCACGCCAUGGAAAAAAAUUUCCAAAGUGGAAUAACAACGCUGAAACGAGAUGGAGGAGGACUUUCUACCUGUGUCGGAACACCUGCUGACUUACGUGAGGAAACUCAAAGAAGUGUUUGACGUGUGUGACGGGGACUCGGACGGUCUCAUUCACCGAAAAGACUUGCUGCACUCAGGUUCACAGUUUGGGGAAGAAGAACAGGUGAAGAAAUUGGUCAAAUGUCUGGACUGCGACUCUCACGGGAGGAUCAACUUCAAAGAUUUCUGCUGCGGAGUCCUCACUGUGAAAGGUUAUGUUGGGAUCCUAAAAAAUAAAAGGGCACAAUUCAUCACAGGGCUAUAUGAAACAGCUAAAGGCUGCUAUGAGGGUGCUGAGGAGGAGCGGCUGUGUCCGGUCAUCAUGUGCACACGGGCCCAUCCUGACCCCGUCCCUGAGUGCCAGCUGUUCCCAGAAGAGGUGGACGAGCCUGAGGAGGAGGUGGCAGACGAGGGCAGGGAGAGAGAAUCAGACAGAGACAGUGCCGUGGAAAGCACGCAAGGGUCAGACACCUCAGACGGGCCUAUCAGACCAGGAGACAAGGAAGACGCACUGGGGGAUUUGUUUUUCCCUGGCGAGAAAAUCGGUCAGACCAGCAUCUCUGUGACCUCUGAUCUAUCGACACGUUCUUCGGCUUCUCUGAACGAGGAGCAGUUUGAGGACUACGGGGAAGGAGAGGAACCUGACUACAUUCCCAGCAGCCCCUGCCCUGACGACGAGACUCGUACUAACGGGUACUCAGACCUUGGCUCAUCUGUUCCUUCAAGUGCCGGCCAGACACCCCGUAAGGUGCGUCAGCAUUACACCGGUGAACUGAUGGACGUCUACUGUUCUCAAUGCAGCAAGAAGGUCAACUUGCUCAAUGACCUGGAGGCUCGCCUUAAAAACCUCAAGGCUAAUAGCCCCAACAGGAAAAUCUCCAGCACUGCUUUUGGAAGGCAGCUGCUUCAUAACAGCAACCUUAGCAGCAGUAACGGCAGCACAGAAGACCUAUUUAGAGACAGCAUCGACUCCUGUGACAUCGACAUCAAUGAGAAGGUGAGCUCUCUAGAGAAGAAGGUGGCUGAACUGGAGAAUGAGAUUCUGUUGAACGGUGAUCUUAAGUCGAAGCUGAAGCAGGAAAACACACAGCUAGUACACAGGGUUAAUGAGUUGGAGGAGCAGCUGAAGGACCAGGAGACACGGGCAGAGCAAAAUCUGCAGGCAGAGCUGAGACGACACAGAGAGGCCUACAGCAAGAUGGAAAGAGACAAAAAUACACAGAUAGAGCUGCUGUCCAACAAAGCAAAGCAGCUGGAGGACGAGAAUAACGACUUUUCAAUGAACAUGUGCCGGCUCAAAUCACAGACGGAGAAACUGGAUGAGGAGAAGCAAAGGAUGACAGACAAGCUGGAGGACACCAGUUUACGCCUGAAGGAUGAGAUGGACCUCUACAGGAAAAUGAUGGACAAGCUGAGACAGAACAGAAACCAGUUCCAGAAAGAAAAAGAAGGCAUGCAGGAGCUGAUAGAGGACUUGCGUCGCGAGCUGGAGCAUUUGCAGCUCUUCAAGCUGGAAUCAGAGAGGCCUGGACGCAGCCGCAGCUCUUCCACCAGUCUGGCAGACUUCAACUGCAGGACCAGGGAGGUGGAGCUGGAGCAUGAGGUCAAGAGGCUCAAGCAGCGAUUUGUGUCCCAGGACUUUCUCCCCCCUGAAUUCCAGCACCUGGUGUUGUCUGGGGCUCGGCUCCGUCCUGGUCUGAUGGAGAACCAGAAGCUGAGGGAGCAGAAUGAUGAGCUCAACGGUCAGAUCCUCAGCCUCAGCCUGUAUGAAGCAAAGACCCUGUUCGCCACACAGACCAAGGCACAGUCUUUAGCUGCAGAGAUAGACAACGCAUCCAGAGACCAGUUAAUGGAAGCCCUAAAGGAGCAGGAAGAAAUUAACUUACGUCUGCGGCAGUACAUGGACAAAAUCAUCCUGUCCAUCCUGGACCACAACCCGUCCAUCCUGGAGAUCAAGAACUAACAUCAACUCAACUGGAAUGAAAAUCACUCCCAGUUUCAGGAGAUUGAGGAUCAUUACAGUUGUUAGAUUGGAAUCUACGUCAGGAUACUCUACAGGAAUAUGGAACAUAUAAAUAGACACUCAUCGCCCCCUGCUGUUCGUGGCAGGAAGAAAGCUUCUCUUGCAGAGAAGUUAGAGUGCGACUCUGCUGAACUAAAGAGAGUUUCUCUCAAAAAGCAACUGUGUCUUUAUUAGCUGUCUAUGCUGUGAACUAUAGCUACUGUCACCCAUUUGAACUAAUAGGACAGAUCUGGUGAUUUUUUUCCCUGGGAAUCCACUGGGAACAACAUGCUUUGAGGAUCAACAGAGUUACUCACUGUAGUAGGCUGGACAUACGUACCUUGACAUAAAGCUGGAAUAAUGUAACAAGCCUGAUGUGGGUUCUACUGUAUCCUGGUAUAACAAGAAGUCUAUUAUCCUCAGACAAACAGCUUGGUAUGAUGUAGGGAGAAUCAUUUUAGGAAAAUGGACGGAGAGCUUGAAAGCAGAUUGUAAACCUGACUCUGACCCUAAGAGACAUGAAGGUAGACCAGUCACAUUUUAUCUCAUCUAUAAACAUGUUUUCUCCUUCAUCAUAUAGACGUUCUCUAAGGAAUGUGGCACGUUUGUAAGAGAAGAAGAGGAAGUGCCUGGAGAAAAAAAGAAGUGUAAAGCUCUUUGAAGCUGAUAAGUCUAAAGGUAGAGGAAUCAAAAAAGAAAAAGCAGUGGAUUCUGAUGAUGGUCAAUGUGUGUUAGCAAUCGAGGGUUUAAGUGAAGUUGGUGAUGGUCAAGCGAAGGUGAGAAGUUUGAUUUUUCAAGAACAUGUCUUCCAGUAAACAUGCAACAGCACUUGCUGUGUCAAUCAGUACAUUAGUAUUUUUAUUUGUAACUGAGAAGUGGCCCUCAGUUGGCUCAGAUGAAAAGUCGAGUGUCACUGUAUGGUACAGAAGCUGCAACCAAGGAGUGUCUUUGAACUCUAAAUUUACAUGGUGGCUAUUUGCUAGCAAUGCCUUAGCUUGAAAAGCUACACUGUUGCCAGCAAUGAGCCCAAUGAUGUUGCACAGAACUGUAAGGUUAUGAAUGUAUAGGGUGUAUGGUGGAUUACUGGUAGCCAUUGUCUCUAUGCUCUGUAAAAUCAUCUCAGAUAUUGUAUGUGAGCAUGCACAGGAGACACUUUUUGUUACAUUGAACUUGAUUAGGUAUCUCAUUGAAGCCCACAAAUUGCAGAUUGUGUUUAUAGUCCAGACGGCUCUCUGAAACUCUCUGAUACUGUAAAUAUCAUGAAUGUAAAUCUGGAUAUUUCACAUUCUCUGACUUUAAAUUGGCUGUAAUUGGAUGAGAUACAUUGUACAACUCAUGUACAGUAUUCAAUACUGUAUUGAAGAGGGGAAACAAUUACAAUCUGCUGUAUUAUGUAAUGAUUCUAAACUUGAGUUUUGCUUCCUUGCACAAAAAUGAGUUUUUCUUUCAUUUGCAUGGUUCACCUUUUCUUCUGUCUGUGCCUUUUGAGGACAUUUUUCCCAACGAUGUUGCUAAUGAUUGACAGUUUUUUGAAGCUACAUUCUAUGUUGAUGUAUGACAUAUUUUCUCGACUUGUAAAUGUUGUAAUUAUAUAGUGAUAAUUUGUAUUCAUGUGCCACUCACCAGUCUUUUUUGAAUUGAUACUAUGAAAACUAUUUUAUACAGUUUUAACAAGAAAGAACUUGUGAUUGCUUAGGUGUCCUUUAUGAAAAGCAGUAGAGCACAAUGCUUUGUAUGGUACACUGGCCAGGCUAGCAUUUUGGAAAUACUUUGAAGAUUUUUUUAAUGCAAUGGGAAAUGUUUUAAUGCAUUUCUCAUUUUUUUGUUAGUCACGGUGAGUCCAUUGCUUUUCAUCUUGCUUCAAACUGGCUUUUAUAUGGUAGUAAACUGUCUUCCUAACUUAAGCUAAAUGGUGAGCAUUAUGAGCAAUAUUAACUUAUAACAGUACCUGCUGAUUUGUGUCUUGUUUUGCCUCACAAAUCUUUUGACUCUAGCUGGAUGGAAAUGAAUAAAUGGUACAUAAAGCUGUAAAAUGUGUCACAAACUCAUUUCUUGUAGCUCUUACAUUUUAAUUUAUUAGGACUAUCCAAUGCGAUGUAGUCACUAUUAAUAGCAAUAAAACUGCUUUGGUGGCAAUCCUGA
Messenger RNA from Notolabrus celidotus (New Zealand spotty), 4347 nucleotides. It is a transcript of the gene rab11fip4b, whose product is annotated as RAB11 family interacting protein 4 (class II) b. Gene Ontology annotation, cellular component: endocytic vesicle; recycling endosome membrane; cleavage furrow. The record is from RefSeq and is a predicted model, not a curated record. Gene Ontology annotation, molecular function: calcium ion binding. Gene Ontology annotation, biological process: regulation of cytokinesis; endocytic recycling. NCBI's taxonomy places the organism in Eukaryota, Metazoa, Chordata, Actinopteri, Labriformes, Labridae.